CUGUUGUUUUGUGGCGUGUUUUGCAGCUGCCUUUUUUCUUCCAACACUGCGCUCCUCAACUUCACCUCCACCUUCACGUCCCCCGCUUUUGUUUCUGUGCACACUGUCCGCCGCCAUGCCGCACGAACGCAACCCCGGUAUUCCCCUUGACCUGAGCUGGGUCACUGAGGGACGCGUGAACCUCGCUGCCACAAAGCGGCGCGCAGACCAGCACAAAGUCCGCCGAUCCGUCAAGAUGGAAUGGCAGGCGGCAUGGCUGCUGCGCGCGGUGACAUGCAUCGAUCUGACAACGCUGUCUGGUGAUGACACGGAGGCCAACGUGAAGCGGCUCUGUUUCAAGGCGAAGCGCCCGAUUCGUCGCGACAUUCUCGAGACGCUUGGCGUUGCCGACAAGAAGAUCACCACCGGUGCCGUGUGCGUGUACCCGAACCGCGUCAACGAAGCUGUUAAGCACCUCGAAGGCACAAACAUUCCCGUCGCCUCUGUUGCCGCCGGUUUCCCUGCAGGCCAGACCAUGCUGAAGCACCGGCUCAUGGAGAUUGAGGAGGCCGUCGCUGCCGGCGCUCACGAGAUUGACAUUGUCAUCACCCGCCCAUAUGUGCUGCAAUCCAAGUGGCAGCAGCUCUAUGACGAAGUCAAGGCGAUGCGGCAGGCGUGCGGUGAGGCGCAUCUGAAGACGAUUCUCGCGACGGGCGAGCUCGGGUCCCUCGACAACGUCUACCGCGCCAGCGUCAUCUGCAUGAUGGCUGGCGCCGAUGUCAUCAAGACGUCAACGGGCAAGGAGGGCGUCAACGCCACGUUCCCCGUUGCCCUCACCAUGCUCCGCGCAAUCCGCGAAUACCACCAGCGCACGGGAUUCAAGGUUGGCUUCAAGCCCGCCGGCGGUAUCCGCAGCGCCAAGGACGCCGUGUCCUGGCUCGCAAUCAUGAAGGAGGAGCUCGGUGACGACUGGACAAAGCCAGACCUGUUCCGCAUUGGUGCCAGCUCUCUCCUCACCGACAUUGAGCGCCAACUCUUCCACUGCGCCACCGGCCGCUACGCCGCAGCACACCAGCUCGCAAUGUCCUGAGCACAUGCGCAUGCACACGCGCGUACGCGCACACCCGCUCGCUAGUGAUGCUCUGCCGUGCCACCUUGCUGGCGUUGUUGGUGUGGUGCGGUGUUGUGCUGUGUGUGGUGUUGUGCUGGCCUUCGUUUGUCAUCAGCAUACACUUGGUCGCACGAUUGGAUUGUUGUGCCGUUGCCGCUUCAAACUCCUCAAGUCCUUAGUUUUGUGGUUGUGAUUGUGUUGAACUGUGGUGUUUGUUGUGUAUGUGCCCCUCCAUGUCCCCAAAUCCCCAAGUGUGCGUGAUUCUGUGCUCUGUGCCACUGUUGUUGUCUCUUCCCCUCCCCAACAGCUGGAGUUGCUCACGUCAUCACGCAUGAUGUAAAUGUGUUGUAACGGAAACACGAAGAAGGUUGCAAGUGGGUCAAAAGCGCCACUUCAAAAGCCAUUCAC
Molecule: messenger RNA, 1498 nt
Organism: Salpingoeca rosetta
Lineage: Eukaryota; Choanoflagellata; Craspedida; Salpingoecidae
Product: DERA protein
Exons: 7
Coding region: 116-1069 (317 amino acids)
Biological process (GO): deoxyribonucleotide catabolic process; carbohydrate catabolic process
Cellular component (GO): cytoplasm
Molecular function (GO): deoxyribose-phosphate aldolase activity
Source: RefSeq, a predicted model, not a curated record